AUGAUUUCUGAAGUUACCUUCGUUAGUGGAGGUGCACUGCAUUCUGGCGAAAGGAGGAAUAGUGACAGUCAAAAGUGUAAAUCGCCUAUACGUGAACGAUCUGGCUCAAGGAACGAUGUUCAACCAUCACUCACUGGCCUUUACAGUCACAAUAACUCCUCUACUUCAAGUCUCGGUAGAAAGAAAAACAAGGCUGACAGAAUUGUUGAGAUUAGUAAGCCUACAGAUUUUGAACAUGGAAUCCACGUGGAAUAUAAUACCGAAAGUGGCAAAUAUUUGGGUCUACCUGAUGUUUGGGUAAAUGAUAAGGUCCAAAGCGAAGAGGUGCUAAAUACAAAGUAUCUAAAACCUUAUCUUGUUCCAACCCCAGGCACUCUCGAAACUGAGGUUACGGGAAAACAAAUUGGCAAUCCUUAUAAUUUUCAACAUAAGGUUCAUGUUGUUGUGGAUGAGUCUGGAUUUAUGGGUCUUCCCCCUCAAUGGGAACGUUCAUUGGCUCAUCAACGUUCGAUAUCUCUGGACUCUCAAACUGUUCAACCAAAUGAUCAUACCACGUCAAAUACAUUACCUCCUCCUCCGAGAAAAUUCUCAAGCCCAUCUUUUUGUGGUCAAACCAAUCAUUCGCCUGAUAUAUAUAAUGAUUCAAAACCUUUUCCAAUACCUACCCAUCGAAAAAAUUCAGAUGGAUCUCAAAAGUCUGAUAAUGGUUCUAUAAAAUCUUAUUCCAUUUCUCCCUUAAAUAGAGACAAUAGCACGUCUCUUAUGUCAAAAGCGAAUCUAUCCCAAGAAUCAAUCACUUCUGUAUCUACAAGAAAUUCUGCUGCAUCUAUUCCUCCAAAAACUCCUCCAAAAACUCCUCCAAAAGAAAGAGUUUCAUCAUCCGUGCAACGAAGGAUUCUUAGCACUCAAUAUAAUAAUGACAAUGAUAACACCGAUCUUUCUCACGGGCCAGCAUCACCAUCUCUUACUGUAACAGCUGCAUCACUUAAAAAAAAACUAUCAGCUCCUCAGAUUCAUACUUCUGGUGGACAAUUUGUGGAUAUUUCAUUAUAUUAUCCAUAUGAAAAACCUAAGUCGCCUGCGCUACCUCCGCCUAGGCACACCCAAAAAAUGUCACCAUCACGUCCAAGCAGAGAAAAUAUUAACAGUUAUAAAAUGGAAAAUAUAACAGAACCAACAUCUGAGGUAAAAAAUUCGCCGGUUUCAAAUACACCCAGGAAAUUUUCAGAUACCUCUCAAAAAUAUGUAAACCAUAAUAACAUUACACGCGCACAAAAAGCUUCUAGUGAGAUAGUAUCUAAACAAAUUGAUCAUGCAUCAUUGGCAUACCUAAAUAAUUCUAAUGUCACUUCUCCAUCGACUCAGAAAGUUGAUUCGUCUGUUGUAACACACGUUGAUGUAUCUGAUACGACACUUUCAACAGAAUCUAUAAAAAUGCUCAGAUGA
Racocetra persica is the source of this 1446-nucleotide messenger RNA. NCBI's taxonomy places the organism in Eukaryota, Fungi, Glomeromycota, Glomeromycetes, Diversisporales, Gigasporaceae. The record is from the annotation of a GenBank genome assembly.